Messenger RNA from Sesamum indicum (sesame), 1269 nucleotides. Its product is annotated as proteasome subunit alpha type-1-B. NCBI's taxonomy places the organism in Eukaryota, Viridiplantae, Streptophyta, Magnoliopsida, Lamiales, Pedaliaceae. Gene Ontology annotation, cellular component: proteasome core complex, alpha-subunit complex; proteasome core complex. Gene Ontology annotation, biological process: ubiquitin-dependent protein catabolic process. The record is from RefSeq and is a predicted model, not a curated record.
CCAACCCCAAGGGUGAAAUUUGGUGUGCCUUCUUCAGUGUUGGCUUGAAGAAAAAGAAAACCAAAUCCAAACCCAACCCCUCUGCUACUGAAACAGAGCGAGAGAGAGAGAGAGAGUCAAACGGUGGCAUAUUGCAAUGUUCAGAAACCAAUACGACACGGACGUGACAACAUGGUCUCCGGCUGGGCGGCUAUUCCAAGUGGAGUAUGCGAUGGAGGCGGUGAAGCAGGGGUCUGCAGCGAUAGGCCUGAGAUCGAAGACCCACGUGGUGUUGGCGUGUGUGAACAAGGCGAGUUCAGAGCUUUCCUCGCACCAGAAGAAGAUCUUCAAGGUCGACGACCACAUCGGAGUCGCCAUUGCCGGACUGACUGCCGACGGCCGCGUCCUCUCCCGAUAUCUGCGCAACGAGUGCAUUAAUUAUUCGUAUACAUAUGAGUCAUCGCUCCCCGUCGGCCGGCUUGUUGUUCAGCUGGCUGACAAGGCUCAGGUCUGCACACAACGCUCCUGGAAACGACCUUAUGGCGUUGGCCUGCUUGUUGGUGGCCUAGAUGAAUCUGGAGCUCACCUUUAUUACAACUGUCCUAGCGGUAAUUACUUUGAAUAUCAAGCAUUUGCAAUUGGAUCCCGAUCACAGGCUGCAAAGACAUAUUUAGAACGGAAGUUUGAAGGUUUCAUGGACGCAAGGGAAGAUUUGAUCAAGGACGCCCUUUUUGCACUGCGGGAAACCUUACAGGGAGAAAAACUGACGAGUUCAAUAUGCACAAUUGCCAUAGUGGGAGUUGGGGAGGCAUUCCAUAUACUGGAUCAAGAAACUGUGCAGGCUCUGAUCGAUGAGUUUGAGAUAGUAGGUGAAGAGCCACCUGCUGAUGAGGCUGCUACUCCAGAUCAAAGCAGUGAUGCUGAACCAGGUCCAGCCGAUCAGGGAACCCCUUCUGAUCAAGGUGCUACUCCAAUGGAUAUCUGAUGAAAGUUACCUUGUGUGGUUGCUUUUCUUGGUGAAAGUGUCAUGUUGGUAAAACUCCCUCCCCCAAGAAAGAAGUGCUUGUCGAACUUGAUGCUUUCAUGUUGUUGUGUACCUCUGCAGGAUAGACAUUAACAGAAGCGCAAUGCAACUAUUUGAGUUAAUCCUCUUGUACCUUGCUUCAUAUUUGUACUGUGACGAAGUGAUGAAUCUCCAUACUGAGGUCGUAAUAGUGAUAUCUGUGCCUCUUUCUGUAUGUUAUAGCCUGGUGGAUCUCUUGCAAAAAUUGCAGUAAGGUAUAAUGCGUA